Exophiala viscosa is the source of this 1830-nucleotide messenger RNA. Its product is annotated as alkaline-phosphatase-like protein. NCBI's taxonomy places the organism in Eukaryota, Fungi, Ascomycota, Eurotiomycetes, Chaetothyriales, Herpotrichiellaceae. Gene Ontology annotation, molecular function: phosphonoacetate hydrolase activity. The coding region runs from base 1 to 1830 and encodes 609 amino acids. The transcript has 3 exons. The record is from RefSeq and is a predicted model, not a curated record.
AUGCUCCCCUCUGUCGAGCGUCACGCCCACGAGUGCGUCCAGCAACUCUUUCAGUUCAUCGAUGCACAAGGCCAGGGCGACUACCUAGGCGAGAAAGUCUCACAACUACAGCACUCCUUGCAGACCGCCCAACGCGCCGUCGAUGCUGGCGCGGACGACGACACAAUUCUGGGCGCACUCCUGCACGAUGUCGGCCGCUUCAUCCCCGAGGCGGAGAGAAUGCCCAAGAUGAUCGCUGCCAACGGCAUCUACUAUGGCCGUCAAAGCCACGAGAUCCUUGGCGAAAGGUAUUUGCGUGGCCUGGGCUUCAGCGAGACUAUUUGCCAGCUCGUUGGCGCCCAUGUUAUGGCGAAGAGAUACCUCACGGCCGUUGAUAAGACCUACUACGAUGGCCUUAGCGCGUCGAGCAAGCUUACUCUCAAAUAUCAGGGCGGAACGUUCAAUGAAGAGCAAGUCCGUGACGCGCAGAAGGAUCCGCUUCUCGAAGCCAAGCUAGCGGUGCGAAGGUGGGAUGACAUGGCCAAGUUGCCAAACAUGGACACCUUGCCGCUUCAUUACUACGAACGCAUGGCGGUGAAAAGCCUGCUCAAAUCCCGAUCUGUCAUUGAACUCCAUGGAAGACAAUACAAGCUCCCGGAACGACCAACUGUGGCCAUUUGCAUCGACGGCUUCGACCCGGAGUACCUUGACCAGGGGAUCGCCGACGGCAUCAUUCCCAACAUGGCCUCGUUUGUCAAGUCAGGUUUCUCGACCAUCGCAAAUUGCGCUAUGCCAUCAUUCACCAACCCGAACAAUUGCUCUAUCAUCACCGGUGCGCCGACGGCCAAGCACGGCAUUGCUGGAAAUUUCUUCCUCGACCGGGACACUCGCGAAGAACACAUGGUCCUCGACGACUCUUUGUUGCGCGGGUCCACCAUUCUGGAACAAAUGUCCAAUCGUGGUGUCCGUGUCGCAGCUAUUACCGCCAAGGAUAAGUUACGAGCUCUUAUCAACCACGGUCUCAACUUCGAACGUGGUGAUGUUUCCUUUUCGGCACAAUAUGCCGACAAGUGCACCGUCGAAGCGAACGGCAAGGCUGAUGUUGUCAAGUGGCUCGGCCGGCCUGCACCUGAUCAAUAUUCCGGAGAGUUGUCCUUGUUUGCCCUGGAAGCCGGAGUCAAGCUUCUCGAAGAAGGAAAUGCCGACUUGUUUUAUUUGACCUUGUCGGACUAUAUACAGCACAAGUACGCCCCCGGCAGCAAAGAAGCGAACGACUUCUUGGCGGCCAUUGAUCGAUGCAUUGGCCGACUUGUAGAAUUGGAUGCAGUGGUCGCUGUCACGGGAGACCACGGAAUGAGCGAUAAAUGCCACGAGGACGGCACUCCCAAUGUCCUUUUCCUAGAAGAGGAGCUCAACCAGAAGUAUGGCAAAGACUUUUCAAGGGUCAUUUGUCCCAUCACGGACCCUUUCGUCCGACAUCAUGGCGCCCUCGGAUCAUUUGUACGAGUAUACCUGGAUGAGAAGAGAGGCGUCCCGGUUCAGGAGGUCCUGGAAUACAUUCGCAGCUUCUCCCAAGUCCAGCUAGCUUUGGAAGGCGAGGCAGCAGCUGAGAAAUUCGAAAUGCCCCUUGACCGUGAAGGAGACGUUGUCGUUAUCUCGGAAAAGAAUGCUGUCAUUGGAAGUCGACCGGAGGAGCAUCCCUUUGACAAUUUGAAGGGCCAUCGACUUCGCUCGCAUGGCGGUCUUUCUGAACAACAAAUCCCUCUCCUAAGAUCCCUGCCGAUCAAGGAGCCAGCUGGUGACCGACAGUGGAGGAACUAUGACAUUUUCGAUGUCGCCCUCAACUACUAA